AUGGAAGCUCCACUGAAAAAGAAGAACUACACCCAGCAUUACAGAAGUGAGUGGGAGAAUAAUGAAGAAUUUAAACAUUGGUUGAAACCCGUACCAGGUGACUCAAGUAAAGCAUUUUGUAAUUAUUGUCGCUCUGAAAUGUACGCGAAAUUAAACGACCUUAAAAAGCAUUUAGAAACGAAGAAACAUAAAAAACAUUGUCAAUUGCUUUCCCAAAAUAAAAAACUGACAUUUUCUUCCACCGCAACGAAAAUAUGCAAAGUUUGUUCAAGAGCUGAAUGCACAUUAGCUUUGUACAUUGCUGAACAUAGUUCAAUUUGCCACAUUGACCACUUGACUGAUGUAUGUAAAAAAUGCUUCAAGGAUUCGAAAUCGACUAUCGAUAUAAAAUUGCAUAGAACUAAGUGUACGCAAAUCAUAAAUGAUAUAUUGGCGCCGCAUUUUAAGAAAGAACUACGAAGUGACAUAAGUGAUCAAAAAUAUAGUUUACUUUUAGACGAAUCAACGGAUAUAAGCGUCACAAAAUACCUUGGGAUCGUUGUAAGAUAUUACAGUUCAAAAGUAAAUAAAGUAGUAUCUGCUUUUUUAGCUUUGCAAGCCCUACAGAGCUCCGAUGCUGUUGGUAUAGUUACUGCUCUGAUAAAAUGUUUAAAAGAUCACGACCUGGACUUACAAAAUUUGGUUGGCAUUGGAACUGACAACGCUGCUGUCAUGACUGGAUCCAGACAUAGCGUUUAUGUGAUUCUUAAAACGCAAUACAAUCUUCCACAUCUCAUAUUGAUACCAUGCGUCUGCCAUUCAUUACAAUUAGCGGUUACUCAUGUCUCAGAAAACACUUUACCGAGAAACAUAGAAUUUCUGGUCCGUGAAACUUACAACUGGUUUUCUCAUUCAACAAAGCGCCAAAUGUAG
Molecule: messenger RNA, 912 nt
Organism: Parnassius apollo (apollo)
Lineage: Eukaryota; Metazoa; Arthropoda; Insecta; Lepidoptera; Papilionidae
Source: the annotation of a GenBank genome assembly